UAUUUGACAAACCUUGUUUUGAUAAACCGGCACUGCCUGCCGAUUUUAGGAUUAAAACUUGACAGAACAGAGAAAGAUGAGACAUUCUAGAUACUCUAGAGCUGGUAAAAUGCAAAGGAACCUGGUCUUGGGCUUGAUAAUAUGCUUCAUCAAUUCAAUUCAAAAUUCAGCUUCCAUGCUCAGUCCACGUGGUCCACGACCUGAAACACAUGCUCAACAAAAAUCAUCUUCAUGUUCAGUGGAGACAAAAUGGGCAAUCUGCACUGACAGUGACUGGGGUCCCAAAUGUCCAUCUGGAUGCCGAAUGCAAGGAUUAAUAGAUGUUAAAAACCAACAAAAUGAUGAGCGGAUAAAAGACAUCCGUCAGAUGUUGGAUGACUAUUCCAAAAUGUUUGGGAGUACUCACAUUACAGUAACUGAAGUUGUCAAUAGAAUCAGACAGUCUCUGGAUGGACUAGGAAAAUUUGGUGAUACAUACAAUCAGCAAGUACAUCAUCUGAAUUCCAGACUUACCAUUUUGCAGAAAAAAGUCAAUGAACAAAUUUAUAAAAUACAUGUACUACGACAAAGUAUUUUGGAACAAUUCAAAGAAAUUACAAGACUGGAGGUUGACAUCAAUAUAAAGAUACGGGCCUGCAGAGGAUCUUGUUCAAAAUCAUUCAUUUACAACAUUAAUAGAGAACGUAAUGCACAACUGGAAAAAAACCUUGAACAUAUGACUUCAUAUGGAAUCGGAAGUAUUGUAUAUGGAAAACCAACACAUGCCUUCAAAAUGCGUACACUCAAAGGGAGUUCAGGCAGCAAUUUUAAAUCUCUUACAAGAGAUCAAAAAUAUCCAGAUUUCUGGGAUGAAAUAAGUAUGAGGGAAUAUACCCUAGAAACAAAUACUGAAGAUUCAAGUGGUAGUGAAACUAAAUAUUAUAUGGCUUAUAAUCGAACAGUUAGUGCAACUCCACAUUCAGAUGUGAAAAUACCAACUAGUGCAACUCAUGUAGGUAGCACAUCGCGGGGUGAUGGGCUCUUCCAAGAAGGCCAUUUUGAUGAAGGUCCAUAUUUCGGCCACAGCUCCUUUCAUAAAGCGCACACUUCACAUGAGUCUAUAAUUACUGAAAGAACCAUUUCAAAAGAUGGUACAGUUAGCAAAACAGACAUAACAGGUGUGCCUGAUUCCCUCUCAACUUCCUUUCAACAUCUUCUUGACAAGUUAGGAAUACCAUCACACGCAAAGGGUAAGGGAUCUGCUACUAGCACGUCCACACAUCACUUGCCUGAAUCUGAAAGUCUUCGAGCUUCCAAUACAAAAUCAACAUCUAAGACAGGUGGUGAGGUAGUUCAUAGAACGAUAGUCACAGUCACUGAUCACUCAGGAGACUUCUCAAACCUGGGGGAUUUCAGUGAUUUUGGUGGUGACCCAAGUGUCAGAAUGGAGGGACUUAGUAGUUCAACAAAAAAAACUACACUUACUCGCUGGUCCAGUAACAGUAAUCCAAAGGGAUUCACAGAAAGCCAUGACAUGAAUACGUCCGAUUCUCUCACUCGUGAAUUCAGAGACCAUCAUGAAAACAGACACUUUCCUUGGUGAAUAGCACAUGAGAUAAAAGCAAGUGAAGAGAAUGGAAAACUUCCCAAAGAUUAUCAGCCCUUAUCAACUAUUUUCUCAAACCCAUUAUUAAUUGAAGAAUCAUUUCAAUAAAGAUAUGCUACAAUGGAUUGGA
Mobula hypostoma (lesser devil ray) is the source of this 1715-nucleotide messenger RNA. RefSeq names its product fibrinogen alpha chain-like. The transcript has 6 exons. The record is from RefSeq and is a predicted model, not a curated record. The coding region runs from base 77 to 1582 and encodes 501 amino acids. Gene Ontology annotation, cellular component: fibrinogen complex. Gene Ontology annotation, biological process: platelet activation; protein polymerization; blood coagulation. Gene Ontology annotation, molecular function: signaling receptor binding. Lineage: Eukaryota; Metazoa; Chordata; Chondrichthyes; Myliobatiformes; Myliobatidae.